CAUGAAGCUGAGCGAAGCAGAGGCUCUGAGGAGCUCCAUCAAAAAGGAAGGAAAUGCCAUCGACCGCUUUGAGGAGGCCAUCUUCUUCAGCCUCAAAGGAGAGGUAAAGAGGCAGGUCUGCAGUAACGUGGGAUGUGUGAAGCUGGCCAAGGAAAUGAGCAGGCAGGCGCUGAGACUGCUGGAAAAGCGGUUCCCCCGGACUCGUGCCGGGGCCUUUGUCAAGUCUCUGUGGGAAGGGUUGAAGCGUGCUCCUCAGGCCACAGGCAGAGCGUCCUUCCUUCCCCAGGAGGCUCGGAGGAAGAAGCAAGCCUGGCUGGUUCAGCGGAGCAGAUGCCUCUCCUUGCUCGAGGACCUCUACAGCCAGGAGGGCACAUCUGGCGGACAGAGGUUCUCCCGCCUGGCAGCACUCAUGAAGGCCAACACGGACAGCAAGAUGCACUCCUAUCAGGCAGCAGACUCACACAUUGGACAAGCCUUGAAUUAAGGAAAAUAGGCUUAGACAACGAGUGCAGACAGCGGGUCUCCUGUUUCUCCAAGUGACACCGUUCAGGUACCCUACGUCUGGAAUGCAGACAGCAGGCUAGGACAGUAAACCACAAAUUAACAAAGAAGCAACGGAUUGGUGGACGGAGUUGUAGCCGAUGAGAGGACCGGCCAAAGCCAGGUGAAAGAAUACAGUGAGGAAGACCAUGGCCUUCAUCAGAAAGACCACCAGACAACCAGCAAGAGAUACCACGCAUGCGUAAAAGAACU
Gallus gallus (chicken) is the source of this 753-nucleotide messenger RNA. Its product is annotated as adenylate cyclase type 10-like. The record is from RefSeq and is a predicted model, not a curated record. The transcript is spliced from 4 exons. Lineage: Eukaryota; Metazoa; Chordata; Aves; Galliformes; Phasianidae. Bases 2 to 484 code for a protein of 160 amino acids.